CACAAGAAGAAGACUGUUAGGCUACCAUUCUGAUAUUAUAACAUAGCUACUAAGUUACUAACACUAACGGUGAUUACUGGAAUACUACUACUAGUGAAAUUUAAAACUUAAAAAGUCGAAACUGCUAAACGUAGUACAUAAUAUUAACGUAAUCACGUAUUUAUCAACUUGACUUAUUGGCAAAGUAAGAAUACAUACAAUGUCAACAAAUACAGGAAAGAACAAAUUUAAUUUGAAACUACCUCCAGUUGAUCAGCCAAGCCCCACUGACACCAAUGAAAAAACAACAGGUAACACAAACUUAGAGGUGUUACGAAAGUCUUUAGAGGGAUUGGACAUAAAUCACCAACAGCGAAAGCGAUUGGAAGCUUUCUUGACUCAGAAGCAGAAAGUAAAAGAGCUAAACAGUGAAGAUCUAAUGAACUUGGGAGAGCUUGGGGCUGGUAAUGGAGGAGUUGUCACUAAAGUUGCACAUCGCCCAAGUGGGCUUAUUAUGGCUAGAAAGCUUAUUCAUUUAGAAGUGAAGCCAGCAAUUAGAACACAGAUUUUACGAGAAUUGAAAGUGCUGCACGAUUGUAACUCACCUCACAUUGUUGGAUCAUAUGGAGCUUUUUAUAGUGAUGGAGAAAUUAACAUCUGUAUGGAGUAUAUGGAUGGAGGCUCACUUGAUUUGGUGUUAAAAAAAGCUGGUAGGAUUCCAGAACAAAUUCUAGGAAAAGUAACUAUUGCUGUACUUAAAGGCCUGAUUUAUUUGCGAGAAAAACAUCAGAUUAUGCAUCGAGAUGUCAAGCCAUCAAAUAUUCUUGUAAACUCAAGAGGAGAGAUCAAGAUUUGUGAUUUUGGUGUUAGUGGUCAACUAAUAGACUCCAUGGCCAACUCUUUCGUUGGAACACGGUCAUACAUGUCGCCUGAAAGACUUCAAGGUACCCAUUAUACAGUUCAGUCAGAUAUCUGGAGUCUUGGGCUUUCAUUGGUGGAGAUGGCUCUGGGCAAGUACCCUAUUCCUCCCCCUAGUCCUAAAGAACUAGUGGCCAUAUUUGGCCCAAAAUAUUCCCCUGCUGCUGAUUUGGAGGGACAGUCUCCAUCUCCGAAUUCAAAGAGUAGACCAAGUAGUUUUAUUGGAGCCUUUGGAGAUGGUCCAAGACCUAUGGCUAUCUUUGAGCUUUUAGACUACAUAGUGAACGAGCCUCCUCCAACUCUUCCAACAGGAGUAUUCUCUACAGAGUUUAAGGAUUUUGUAGAUAGAUGCUUAAAGAAAAAUCCAUCUGAACGGGCUGAUUUGAAAACAUUAAUGCAAAGUCAUCCAUUCAUCAAACACUCUGAAGCUGAGUCAGUCGAUGUGGCUGGUUGGGUAUGUAAAGUUGUUGGGCUAAAACCAACAACUCCAAACAAAGGCACACCUGAAGGUGAUUCUUAAAUACUGAGUAGGAGCAAUUUUUCCUCCCCCACCAAAAAAAAAUUAUGUACGUGUAUACCACAAUCUUCAGGGCUUAUUGUCCACCAGUCAUAAUGUAUGUUAUUGUAUUAUUGGCUUACUUUUCCCUUUUAACAACAUUGCAAGUGGAGCCAAGUUUUCAAGAAUAUCCAGGAAAGUGAAGGGUACAUCUAUGUGAAACAUCUGAUACUGUGGUAUCCAGGGUCUGUGAUAGGUCUGGCAUAAUUGUUAAAAGUCAAGGUUUGUGCCAUGUUGCUGAAUUGAUGUUAAUAAAUAGUUUCAUUCCAUAUUUGUUAGAUGUAACUCAUAUUUUGUGUAGUGAAUCUUAAAGUUGUUUUUUUUUGUUGUCAAUAUCUCUUGGUGUAUUAAUUUUCUUUCUUUCUGGGUUCUUGUGUGGAAGGUUAACAACUUUGUGAAAUGUCUCAUUGCUGUUUUUUUUUAUCAAUUCAGUAGGAAAAUAAAAAAAAUCAUUUUGGUUAUUUCUCUCUCUAAUGGUGCAGAGAUGGAUCUAACAGUUUAGUGUAUGUCAGUGAAGUUUUUUUUUGUACUUUAUACAAUAAACUAUUAUUUUAGUCAUUCAAGUAGUAUUAUAGUGAAGAAAAACCAUAUGUGUUUGGUCAGUACAGCAUUGUUUUUGAGGUAAUUUUUCACACAGGUUAUUACAUUUAAUUUUAUGAUUAUCACUUAUAUGCAUUGUAUAUGUUAACACAUUUUAGCUCAGGAUAAAAAAAAAGUGUUAACGCAUUAAUGCUAAUGUGUAAUAAUUUCAUUAGUAGUUACAUAGUGAACAUUAUUUCCGACAGUACUUAUACACCGCAGAACUCCUGGUUUUCUGCAGAAUACCACACUAUUCUAGGUUUUCCUUUUCAAAGAUGUACAGAUUGUAUUCUAGAAGACAGGUACUUAAUUUUCAGUGAAUAUUUUUUAAACUUGUUGUUGUUGUCUUACAUAGAAAGUUUUUUUUUCAUUUGAGAGUUUGUAAAAAUAUGAUUUCUGUGUUUGUAAAGAUAUUACCCACUUUAGAACAUCCUUUUGUAAUAAUUUAUCCUAGCAAUGCAUUUUUUUUUCCCAAUGAAAACUGUUAAAUUAAGAUAAUCAAAUUUCAUAUGUGUAUAGCCCAGUCAGUUGGUUUUGCUUCAGUUCUAUCCAACUACAUCUUGGUAAUGUUUUUUUCUCAAAGAAUCUAACAUCUCUGGUAUAACAGUUUAGAAACAACUUUGAAAUUCAUCAUCUUUUUCAUUAAGUUAUAUGAUGUUUGUUGAAUUAUAACAUUAGAGCUUAGUUUGAUUUUUCAGUCUUAAUGUUCUACAAAGUGUUAAGGAUGAGAAUUUUCUGGAUUUAAUAGUUUCCCACAAGAUCAAUGUAAAUCCAUUGGGGAAAGUUUGUAAAUUAGAUGGGGAGUUGAGUUGGAGCUUGAAAAUUAAAUUAUCUUGCAUAUGCUGUCGAAAAUUUUUGUUACAAGUCUUGGAAGUAAACAGUGAAGUCUGCUUGACUAAUGGUAGGCAGUCUUUCUAAAUCGGGCUCAUUUCUGCCUGUAAGAUAUGUACCAGAUUAGAACUAGCACACGUGUAGUUGUCACAUUUAUUUAGAGAUGAAAAUACUGAUAAAAGUUGAUGAUGAAAAUGCACACAAACUACAUGAAAUUAUUAAACGUAAAAUUUAAAUGAACAGUCCUUAUUUAGAAAAAACAUCAGUUGGAAAGAAUAAUAUCCUUAAAACUAUUAAAUGUCUUGUUCUGGAAAGUUAGUUUUUCUACUGUUAUUGAUAUUAGUGUAUAGCUAUAACAGUUACACGAUAUAGAAGCAGUAAUAUUAAUGUGAAUUCUGCAUUUAUUAUAUGUAAAUUUUAAUUUAAAGUACACUAGAUUUUUGUUAAAAAAAAAGACCCAUUUCCUUCCUUCCUUAGCCCCUACCUCCAAACUAUCUUGCUGAUUGUGGACUUGGCUGUGCUUACCAUUAACCUCCAGAUUUUUUGAGCUUGACCUAUUCUCAUCCCUGAACGUGUACAGUUUCGAAACGAUUGAAAUGUUGGUCUGAUAAACAGUUUGAGUUGGCAGUUUAAGGCAGUGCAUUAUUAUUGUUUUAAAUGUAAUUAACAGUUCUAAAAAAAUGUUGACUUUCGUUUUUUUGUAAAUACAUGGAAUUCCAAACCAUAAGUUAACCCUAAUGAGUAUAGACAAAAUUAACAUAAUACACUUAUAGAAAUAUGUCAUACAUUUUGGCUUGCAGUAAACUCACACUGGUAUACUUCUACUAUUAGUGACCAUUCAUUAUCGUGCACAUUAAAAACAUAAGGUAUUAGCUUGUUAUUGAUGUUCUCAGAGCUAUAGGAUGUAGAUUUUUUCUUAUGUAAAUUAUCCAAAGUUAGCAUAUUUUUGGAAACAAACUUCCAAUACAGUCUGCUUAUCAUGUGUCAAAUCACUUAAUAUAAAUUAUUAUGUGGUGUUACCUCUGUGAUCUUCUAUUCAAUUUCAGCAGUAUGAGCUAUAAUGCUUACCUGUACAUAAUUUUUAUUUUUAUCUUUUAACAAGAGUGCAUGGGUUAGGUGGAUUGUAAUCUUAUGUUAUAAGCGUAUCUCGAAUUUUUUUGUUAGUUCAGAUAAAAGGUGUCAUCAGUGUAGUAAAAUAUAGUUUCAACUAUGUGUUAUUCAACCUAUAGGAGGUUUGCAUUUUGAAGAACCCACAUUUCCUGUAAAAAUUUACUUCUUAGCCAUUAAUUUAGUUUUGUAAAUUGUUUUGGAUCAAACUUUUUUUUUUUAAAGUAGAAAUGAGUGUGGAUUUGAAGUUAUGAGAUUUUUUUUUGUUAAACUACAGGUUUAAUAAUUUUACAGUGUAUAAUUUCUAACUACUAAUUUCCCUCGAAAUGAAUGUCGCCACAGAGUUUCUGAAUGUUGACACAAAACGAUUCACUAAAAGAAUUUACUCAUAGGAGUGAAGUGUGUUCUAAUCAUUCAAAAAAUAACAGUUUUGUGCUUUCAUCCUUUAGAUAUAUUUAGAUGUUGAAAGCUUGAACUGCUACAAAGACAUUAGGGUGGCCUGAAGUUAAUUGUAACUAUAUAAUCAAGUGUAGACUGUAUUGUAAUUAUCAAAAGAAAUAUUUUUAUUUAAACCACUCUCAGUCAUUUUAAUGUUAAAUCUUGCUUUUAGAAUAAAAUCUAAAUGAACAUUCCAACAUCAAGCUAAAUGUAUGAUUUUCUUAUUUCAGGUUUUGUGCAUUUUUACUUCUAAAAACCUUAAAAUGUUUUAUAAAGAUUACAGUGAACAAAAUUAAUGAUGCAGUUUGAAAUACCUGUUUAGAUACCUUAGCUUCCAUACUUUGGUGGGUAAAUAAUUGUGUUGAUUUUUAUACAUUUCUCUGUUACUGUUUACAGCAAAUUACAUUCCAGUAUUAUUAUUAUUGUUGAAUUUUAGUGGUGAAAUAAACUGUUGUCAUUGAAAAUCUU
Limulus polyphemus (Atlantic horseshoe crab) is the source of this 4876-nucleotide messenger RNA. It is a transcript of the gene Dsor1, whose product is annotated as dual specificity mitogen-activated protein kinase kinase 1-like. Gene Ontology annotation, biological process: protein phosphorylation. Lineage: Eukaryota; Metazoa; Arthropoda; Merostomata; Xiphosura; Limulidae. The record is from RefSeq and is a predicted model, not a curated record. The coding region runs from base 200 to 1417 and encodes 405 amino acids. Gene Ontology annotation, molecular function: ATP binding; protein kinase activity. The transcript has 12 exons.